Messenger RNA from Planococcus citri (citrus mealybug), 2431 nucleotides. RefSeq names its product glucose dehydrogenase [FAD, quinone]-like. The coding region runs from base 418 to 2304 and encodes 628 amino acids. Gene Ontology annotation, molecular function: oxidoreductase activity, acting on CH-OH group of donors; flavin adenine dinucleotide binding. The record is from RefSeq and is a predicted model, not a curated record. NCBI's taxonomy places the organism in Eukaryota, Metazoa, Arthropoda, Insecta, Hemiptera, Pseudococcidae. The transcript is spliced from 4 exons.
GUAUAGAGUCGGUUGUACCUGACCAUUACCACGAUGGUCAAUCCAUUACACAUUCUAACACCGUAUCGAACCGAUUACAAGGUGAACCGUUUUGGUAUCACUGGAAUAAGGUACCGUUACUGGACAACGACAGUAGAAGGGGGUUUUCUUCUCUCGCGUCUAAACAUCCAUAAACCAUCAAAAACUAUAACUCGAUUGUUCAAGUUCAAGGCUGUACUAAUUCGGACGGUUUGUUCGAGAUUCUGUGAUAUCGAUAUUUUUUCAAAUUCGUUUUUAUUUUUUUCUCUGUUCGGCGUGAAUUUGGUUGUUUUUUCUCGUGACUGUCGCGUCGAUUUGUGAUACCUAAACGAAUGAUGUAUUAGAAAAGAAAAGUACCUCUAGAAGUGUUUUGAUGACGAAUGAUUAAAAACUCGAAAUAUGAGCAGCGUCGUACCAGCUUUACCGGUAGCUUUGGCCGGUGUAGCGGCCAAUGCGGCCUCCAAUGUCGCCUGGUUUGCACCUUUACUGAUAGCAGCUUUGGCGUAUUUUCAUUACGAGCUAAUGGAUCCGGAAUCUAGACCUAUCGAUAUAGAAACCGAAAUGCUCCAGCCACAAUACGAUUUUAUAGUAGUGGGCGGCGGAUCUGCUGGAGCCGUUGUUGCGAAUCGAUUAUCAGAAAUGGAAAACUGGACGGUGUUGUUGCUGGAAGCCGGAGGUGACGAAACUGAAUUAUCAGACGUACCAUUAUUAGCAGCUUAUUUGCAAUUGAGUCAGCUGGAUUGGAAGUAUAAAAGUGAACCUCAGCCAGGAGCUUGUUUAGCAAUGAACAACAGACGAUGUAACUGGCCACGAGGUAAAGUCAUCGGAGGCUCGAGCGUAUUAAACUACAUGCUGUACGUACGAGGCAACAAAAAAGAUUACGAUCACUGGGAGACACUCGGCAACGUCGGAUGGAAUUCCGAAGAAGCCCUCUACUAUUUCAAAAAAUCCGAAGAUAAUCUAAAUCCGUUUCUAUCCCGAACUCCAUACCAUUCAGUCGGCGGUUACUUAACCAUUCAAGAAGCUCCCUGGAGAACUCCUCUAGCAGCCACAUUCGUACAAGCCGGAAUCGAAAUGGGGUAUCCGAACAGAGACAUUAAUGGCGAAUACCAGACAGGUUUCAUGAUACCUCAAGGUACCAUUCGUCGAGGUGCCAGAUGCAGCAGUGCAAAGGCUUUCUUACGACCGGCCAGAUUACGUAAAAAUUUACACGUCGCUAUGAACGCUCAAGUCACUCGAGUACUCAUCAAUCCCAACACCAAAACGACCCAUGGUGUUGAAUACCUGCGAAAUGGUCAACGACACACCGUCAAGUGCACCAAAGAGGUGAUUUUAUCAGCUGGAUCGGUGAAUUCGCCACAAAUCUUGAUGCUUUCCGGUAUUGGUCCGAAGGAACACCUACAAGAAAUGAAAAUACCAAUAUUACAAGAUCUAAAAGUAGGUGAAAAUUUACAAGAUCAUAUUGGCCUGGGAGGAUUAACAUUUCUCAUCAAUCAAGACGUAUCAUUAAUGCAAGAACGAAUUCAAAACGUUCAAACAGUAUUGAAUUACGCAGCAAUGGGAGAUGGGCCUUUAACCGUACUAGGAGCUGUUGAAGGAUUGGCUUUUGUCAGCACCAAGUACAUGAAUGGUACCGAGGAUUACCCGGAUAUCGAAUUCCAUUUCAUAUCAGGUUCGACAAAUUCAGACGAAGGGGAUCAAAUACGUAAAGCUCACGGUCUAAGGGAAGAUUUCUACAAAGCUGUGUACGAACCGAUCGAACAAAAAGAUGUUUGGUCAGCAAUUCCAGUACUACUGCGACCACGUAGUCGAGGAGUUAUUAAACUCAGGAGUAAAAAUCCUCUAGAGUAUCCGCUCAUCUAUCCUAACUACUUUACUGAUCCUUUAGACAUGUUGACAUUGAUCGAAGGAGUUAAAAUGGUUGUAACAAUGAGCAGAACGCAAGCUUUUCAGAAAUAUGGCAGUCAAAUACACUCGAUACCAUUUCCAGGGUGCGCUAAUAUUCCCAGAUUCACCGACCAGUACUGGGAAUGUAUGAUACGACAUUAUUCCGUCACCAUUUAUCAUCCGGUAGGAACUUGUAAAAUGGGACCAUUUUGGGAUAAAGAUGCUGUAGUUGAUCCACAACUACGAGUAAUCGGUGUCAAAGGUUUGAGAGUAGUGGACGCAUCCAUUAUGCCUACUUUGGUCAGCGGUAAUACAAACGCCCCAGUUAUCAUGGUCGCUGAAAAAGGCUCUGAUAUGAUUAAAGAAUUCUGGAGCAAUGUGGUUUCACAUAAACGGUGAUUUAGGAUAGGAUACUACUGGAGCAUCUUCAUGGCUGUGAUUUUUUUUUGUACAUAACUUAUUUAUUUUUAAUAAAUUAUUUUCAAUGUUUUCCAAAAAAAAAUUACCUGAACUCUUACAAUUUCUU